CUGGAAGCUCUUCCCCACGCAGAAUGCCUGCUUUGCCUAGCCCUCGUCUUCCAUUGUCUAAUUCCUGCAUCCCGGCUGAAGGUUCCAAGUCCUACUGUUUGGAGGACUCUUACUGAAUGUAGCUUAGCUGCUGUUGGUGUUUAUUGGUCAGCUGUCGUGGCCUCAGGGAUCUGUUUAUGAGCUUGUGGUUUUCUCGGGGCAAUAGAACAGUCUGAGGUCUCUGCAAAUCUUGAAGCUUUGGGCUCAAUCCUACCAUCAAACUCUGGCCUUUGCCUGUUCAUCUAUGGAUUCGGAUUUUUACCCAUGGCUCUGAGAUCUCCGGAAUCUGCUGGUGAUCUCUAGAAUCUUUUCGAACGUCAGGGCUCUUUAGAACUCUGAGGCUUGGGGAUCUCAGGCCUCUCGAGGAUCUUGGAACCAGCGAUCCGCGGUGUUUCACAGACCAGGAGCUCUUGGCCUCUAAGUGGCCUUUGUACGCCAGAGUGGAACUCCAAGUCCCGGCAGGCCGCGAGGCGCGCGCACGCGUGGUGGAGAUGCUCGGCCACGCGGCAGGAGGAGGGCUGAUGAUUUGGCAUCUGAUUGGCCUCGUGUUUGAUGAGGUUUUUCUGCUGAUUGGUUGAGGUUGCUGCCGGAAAGGCCCUUGAACGGAGAUGGAAGAGCAGAGGCGUUCUGUAGGGCUGGGUUGAAAGCCUCCGUCUAAUAGCAUCGGCCUGACCCCCAGUCCGGGGGCGGGGGGCACUAGCCAGGGGCUGUCCUCCCUUACUCUAGCCUUGCCUGUACUUGGUAUUAACCGAGACGCGGAGAGCGGGUCACGCUCGGGGGUCAGAGAAGGAGGAGAGUGACCGAUCCUGGGCCGUUCCUGCAUACCCGGCAAUCAGAACUCCAGCCCUAGGGAGUGGGCAGGGCCUCUAGCCGCGCCUCGCUCCCUGCUUUUCAUCUCCUUCAGCGUUGUCUACUAGCUACUUGUCCUGCUCUCUCUCCCAGGAGACGAACGUUUGAGCCUGAGAUGGCAGCCACCCUGCUCAUGGCUGGGUCCCAGAUCAGACUUAAUGCCAAUGCCUUCUCGACAUUUCUAACCAUGUCUCUAAUUUCAAGAAGAAAGGCUGGGACUAAACUCCUAGAUGCUAAGUAGUGAGGAAGCAUUGUGUGAUUUCAGGCCCCUGUGACAUUUGAAGAUAUGGCCAUGUACCUCACUCGGGAAGAAUGGAGACCUCUGGAUCCUACACAAAGAGACCUUUACAGGGACGUGAUGCAGGAGAAUUACGGAAAUGUUGUCUCACUGGACUUUGAGAUCAGGAGCGAGAAUGAAACAAACCCGAAAGAAGAGCUUAGUGAAGAUGUGGAGUUUGUGACCAUGUCCGAAGAGCCUAUUGGGGUUGCUGAGAAGAACCCGGAAAGCGAAGAGGCCUUUGAAAGUGGGGACAGGUCCGAAAGACAGUGGGGAGAGCUGACUGCAGAGGAGUGGGUCAGCUACCCUCUCCAGCAGGUCACUGACCUGCUGGCCCACAAAGAAGUCCACACAGGCAUCCGCUAUCACAUAUGUUCUCAGUGUGGGAAGGCCUUCAGUCAGAUUUCAGACCUCAAUCGACACCAAAAAACGCACACGGGAGACAGACCCUACAAGUGUUACGAAUGCGGCAAGGGCUUCAGCCGCAGCUCCCACCUUAUCCAGCAUCAGAGAACACACACAGGCGAGCGGCCCUACGACUGCAACGAGUGCGGGAAGAGCUUUGGAAGGAGCUCUCACCUCAUUCAGCACCAGACAAUCCACACCGGGGAGAAGCCCCACAAGUGUAACGAGUGUGGGAAGAGCUUCUGCCGGCUCUCCCACCUCAUCCAGCACCAGCGGACCCACAGCGGGGAGAAGCCCUACGAGUGCGAGGAAUGCGGGAAGAGCUUCAGCCGGAGCUCGCACCUGGCUCAGCACCAGAGGACGCACACGGGUGAGAAGCCUUACGAGUGUAACGAGUGCGGACGGGGCUUCAGCGAGCGCUCCGACCUCAUCAAGCACUACCGCGUGCACACGGGCGAGAGGCCCUACAAGUGUGAGGAGUGCGGGAAGAACUUCAGUCAGAACUCUGACCUGGUGCGGCACCGCAGGGCCCACACCGGGGAAAAGCCGUACCACUGCAACGAGUGCGGGGAGAACUUCAGCCGCAUCUCGCACUUGGUCCAGCACCAGCGGACGCACACGGGAGAGAAGCCCUACGAGUGCACGGCCUGUGGGAAAAGCUUCAGCCGCAGCUCCCAUCUGAUCACACACCAGAAAAUUCACACCGGGGAGAAGCCCUAUGAGUGUAACGAGUGCUGGCGAAGCUUCGGGGAGAGGUCAGAUCUGAUUAAGCACCAGAGGACUCACACGGGAGAAAAGCCCUACGAGUGUGUGCAGUGUGGAAAGGGGUUUACGCAAAGCUCCAACCUCAUCACCCAUCAAAGAGUUCACACGGGAGAGAAGCCUUACGAAUGUACCGAGUGUGACAAGAGUUUCAGCCGGAGCUCAGCUCUUAUUAAACACAAGAGAGUCCAUACCGACUAAGUCCUGUAUUUCUGAGUAAGAAAUGACUCGUGGAGGUACAGUUAUAUUUGAUUUGAUAUCAGUGAGGUUCCUUAAGACUGACUUUCCUUAUUGUUGGCCACAUUUUCAAACAUGGAAGAAUACGACCCCUUUGAAAUUCCGACCCACAGCGUUGGGGACGUUUUCCCCUUCUCCAAAAUAGUUUUCUUCACCGAUUUUAUUACAUGAAUCGCUUCAUCAAAAGCAGCCCCCGUCCCUAGUAACUUGAAAGCUGAAGACCAGAGGACAAGAUGCUGGUGGAUGCUUAGGCCUGGAGAUGGAGUAGGUUUUUAAAAAGUUGUUUUUUUCCUCUCGUAUCUUUGGCCCCAAAAGACUGCAGCAGGAAUGUAGAACUGGACUAGGGUGGCCGCAGCUGCUCUGGCAGAAGGCAAGCGGACUUGUCCUGAGUAGCCACUGUUCACACACCGCAGUAGCCGGGCUCAUGCACUUCCCUUCCAAAGGGCUUUUUCCUUGAGUAGCUCGUAUUGGUACCUUGCCAUCUUGUGCACAGGAUUCUGCACGCUGAAGGCAGUGACUGAAUCAUUUCUCCUUGUUUCUCACUUGUGUAUAGCUUGCAUGCUUUUGAAAGCUACCGGAGGAUACAGUGUGAAAGGAGAAGGGUCCAAGGUUGAGGACCAAGGGCCCUUGGAUGGUGGUGACCUUAGCAAGAGAUACCCAUUGAUGCUGUCUUUAAUCAGGUUUAUCACUUUAGAGAUGGCAGUGUGGAAACUGCCUUUAGGAAAGGACAGGCCCGCAGGUGAUGAUGGAAGGAGUAGAAGUGGGUUGACUCCUUCAGGGAAGGGAGCACCGAGCCUUUCUGUGUCCUUUGCCAUCUAACUUUAACAGUUAGGUCACUCGCCCUUGUACUGCUACCUCUAGGGUUUGAUAGGGCCACGCCCCAGUCUCUAUCGUAGCUUGCAUAAAGGCACGUGUAUGUACAGUGAAAUGUGUACUCGAAUAGCAGAGACCGAAUUCCUAAGAAUCAGCAUGUUCUUACGUGAUGUAGACCAUAAGAUAGAACUGUAGGCAUACUCCAUGCGAGAGAUGUCCUUUAUUUUUCUUGUGUUAUGGGAAAGAAUUUGAACACUAGUGCGCUAGCGUGCACUCUCCUGUAAGGCUUGGUUUUGUACAGAACUAAACUCUUGCUCGUAUGUGUCCAUCAGUUGUGAGACAAUGACUGGACAGUUAGGUCCUCUGCCCUUUCUCAGACUGAGUUAUCUUCUCCUGUGAUGAAUCCUCUUUGGCCCCAUCAGAAGAAAUGAAUAAGCCUAAAGAGGAGUGUGUUUCCCGCCUCCAGGGACAAAGAGUUACAGUGAGAGUCGCCCAGUGUCGCUCAGUACCUCAGUUUUCUUUAUCUCAGCCCAGGCAGGAAUGAUGAGUAGCCCGGAUAUUGGUGCUUACUCUGUCCCGUGGGGAUGGAAGGGGAUGGGGCCCAGUGCAUUUUUAUGGUGCUUAGUGCAAACUUGCAAAUGUUAACAUGUUUUUUUUCAAGAAACCUUUUUUUUUUUUUUUUUUUUUUGCAGGGGUGGGGAUUGGGGGUGGCACAUGCCUUUAAUCCCAGCACUUGGGAGGCAGAGGCUGGCAGAUCUCUGUGAGUUCAAGGCCAGCCUGGUUUACAGGAUCGAGUUCCAGGACAGCCAGGGCUACACGGAGAGUCCUUGUCUUGAAAAACAAAAAACAAAAAACUUUUUUGUUGAAGUUCUUUGGGAUUUGGCAUUUAGUGCUUUCACUACAGAGUCACUGUGAGCGCAGCUGGGUGAUGCCAUGACACUCACUAGUGACAGCCUCAAAAGCAACCGAAUGAAAACCACUCCGAGUGGCCCCUCCCAUUUGAGUACGAACUUGGGGCAGGGCGUACGGUUUCUAUUCUGUACGACAUCUAGCCUGCCGUGGGUAUUCACAUUUUAACUGUUAGGUGACUUAUGUCUUCUUGGUAACUAAACUCAGAUAUGGCAUCUGUAUGUAGCCAAUGACUUGGUUGGAUCUCAGCAUUCUCCCGUCGUGUCUUUGAGUCACUGAGUGACUGCUUGGGAGUAGCUUGUAGAAGACAGCACCUCCGAUCCAACUUCAUUUUACCCCUUUCCCAUCCCCCCCAGCCCUGCAAUGCCACCUCCUGCCUUCAUGUAAAGGUUUUGCUAGUGUGCCAUUUGCUGCUUUUGCCUUCUAGAUGAAAGGCUCAGGGAGGGUCUCUGAUUGCCUUCCCAUCUCCCCAUACCUGUCUGCGCCAGCUGAAUGCCCUCCCUUCUGCAGUCAUCCGCUGCCCACUCCCAGUGCUGAACUCUGUGGAAGUCAUGCGUCUGCCACACUUCACCAAUGCUGUUUGCAUGCCUGCUGUUUGCAGGCCCCUGGCUGUUCCUGCACAUACCCAGACACUCUGUGCCCAUGUUCUGUGGUUGUGGAGAGCGGAUCCCCUUGGUAUUGGUCAAUUAUCCUAGUGUCUUGUCUAUGGCUGUAUUAUCCUAACAAUAUUCUAUAAUUAAAGGUAUAAUUUUUAAAGUCAAAACAAUGGAGUUACUUUGGUAAUCUCAAACAGGUUGCUAUCAGAGCCUCUCAUCAGGUUUAUUAAAAUUGGGCAUGAUCAUCUUUACAUUUGUGCUUUGUGCAUAGAUGUACAGAUAUUUUGCAUAGUCUUCCUGUAGUAAUUGAGGGUACAGUCAAUGUCUUGAGCUCUUUGGG
Molecule: messenger RNA, 5227 nt
Organism: Microtus oregoni (creeping vole)
Lineage: Eukaryota; Metazoa; Chordata; Mammalia; Rodentia; Cricetidae
Gene: Znf436
Product: zinc finger protein 436
Exons: 4
Coding region: 1175-2533 (452 amino acids)
Biological process (GO): regulation of transcription by RNA polymerase II; central nervous system development
Cellular component (GO): nucleus
Molecular function (GO): RNA polymerase II cis-regulatory region sequence-specific DNA binding; DNA-binding transcription factor activity, RNA polymerase II-specific
Source: RefSeq, a predicted model, not a curated record